Molecule: messenger RNA, 695 nt
Organism: Cryphonectria parasitica EP155
Lineage: Eukaryota; Fungi; Ascomycota; Sordariomycetes; Diaporthales; Cryphonectriaceae
Exons: 1
Coding region: 58-465 (135 amino acids)
Source: RefSeq, a predicted model, not a curated record
GCUACUGCUACUGUUACUGCUCCUACUACUCGUCAGCCAAUCGUGUCUUCACCAGCUAUGGGAGCAGCGAACAGUGCACCACCAAAGCCAGCAGGCAUGGUCGGCACUCCUGGCACAAACUCUCCGGCCUCGAACGGAGCCAGGCCGACCUCGGCUACACCUGGUCCUUCUGCCACACCAGAAGGCUCCAGAGAGGUUGAGCUGUUAGAUCCAAAGCUGGUUAACGUCAUUCUCAGCUUCAAGAAGUCGAUCCUGCCGACACUUGCGGAAAAGCUUGACCCGCUGCUGGGCGAGUCCUUGAUCAUGAGCGCGGUGGAUCGGCUUCUCGGGUUCACUGACGAUACGUUCGUACAGUCCAAGUCGGAACAGCAGAAACAACACUUUGCGGAAGCCGAAAAGGCUCUCAUGAAGCACCUUGAGACUCGCUUCGGCGAGUAUGUCCGAAAUCGAUCUGCGCAGCGGUGAGGGCUGGAGGAGUAGCGCGAUGGGGUUCUCAUUCAAUAAUGUAGCGGGCUGAGAUUAAUAUGGGUUGCGUAAUGUAUUCUGAGUGAGCAUCAAUCAUUCAUCGUUUUGGCACUCAGUCGAACACAGAAGACAGGAGACUUAUGAACAACCAGCGACGGGAUCAUAUCUAACGUUUCUGGAGUAUUGCAUGAACCAGUCAGAUAUAAUUACAUCCGGGUUAUGUUCUCUCC